CUGACGACAAAGAAAAGAACUCGUGUAGCACAGCAUCGAAUCGGUAAAGUUCUAUUUGUAGAGAAGGGAAGGCAGAGCAGACGGGCAAAGACACCGAAAACCCUGUCCGGUGCUCCGCGGCGACAAGAAUGGCCCCGCCCUCCGUAGUCGUCGUGCACUCGUGCUGCCCGGGGCGCGAUGCCGAUUUGCUGGCCGCCGCUCUUCCGCGUAGGUUUCGGUCGGAAAGAAGCGCCGCUGGCCCAACGCUUUCCUUCGUGUCGUCUUCGCCCGAUUCCAACGAGCGGAUCCUUUUGGUUCCCGCUCCGAGCCACGGAUCCGCUUCCGCGAACGAAAACGAAAACGAUCUCGAAUUGUUCGAGACGGUCUCGCUCGCAACGAACCACCACGCUCCUGUCAGCAGCAACAAUAGCAACACAAACAACAACAGGAGGAAACAAAACCGGAACAAAAGAGCCACUACGUCGUUUGCUUGCUUGGUUCUGGACAGCCGCGAGGAACUAAAAUCGAUGGUGGAAAUCAUGGCAGGGCAGGAUGCGCUGGCAGUGGAGGAGACAAAAAUAAGAUCGGGUGAGCCUCCGGGAUCGUCCCUUCCGCUGGCAAAAUGCUUGCUUCCCGGUGGGUGCCUUGUCACCCUGUCUGUGGCUCCGCUUUGGACCACCCAAGAGCUGCAGCACGGGGUUGUGGAGUUUAUGACGACCGAACCCUCGGCGACCGCAACCCCUCGGCAUUCGGGAUCGCCGUCUUUGUCGAGCAGCAACAGUGCCCGGUCGAAAUCGUCGUUUUACAUGAAGCGAAGCGCGUCGAUGCCAGAAAUGGUGCCUCCGAUGGUGACCACAAAUAAUGCGGGCACCGACGGGAAAAACCACCACAACCUCCGACGAAAGAAUGCCGUUGUCAUUCCCACCCUAGAAACAAAGGUUCUAUCCUAUAGUGGACAGCACGUCGCGUUUCCAUUGAAUACCCAGGCACCCGUUCCGAUCGAAACCGAGCUCUUCAAGGGGAAGCUACUCCUGAUUUGCCGACCGAGCGAGGAUCCGGCCAAAACGGAUCCCUACUGGAACGAACGAAUAUUUUCCAAAAAGAAACGACGGGUCGUAAUGCAGCUACAGGGAAAGCUCAAGUACAAACCGACCGGGACGGUCUUUGCCGGGAUGGAGAUUUCCAAUCCGAUGAAACUUGGGCUCAUUGCGAACGGAUUGUGCAACCUUAUCCUCAAGCUCAUUAAAAACCAGGGCCUUCACUAUUCCUUUGGGACGAAAGACGAAAGGGCACACAUUUGCUUUCCGGCUUCGGCCUUUUUCGAUUCCUUUGUUGUAACCAAGCCCGGAGAAGCACUCCCGGCCAUGGGAGGCAUCGACAUCAAGGGCGAAUCCCCUGAGACGGUCGCCGCGAGAAAGGCCUACAUGACCAAGAUAGACUGGAACACGGACGACACCUACACCAUGUCCUUUCAUUCCAUGUACGUCGACUUUCCGAGCUGGUCGGUGGUUUCCUUGCCGGGAGGAUGGGAUGUUCCCCUCCAAACCUUUUGGGGCAACUCGCUUGCCAGCGUCGUCAUGUACGAGGUGGGACCCGAUGCGGACAAUGGUAAACCGCACAAGUCCGCAAACAUAAAGUACCUUGUCAGCCUGCAGCUAAAGUCCCUCGGAAAAGAUGCCGCCGCGGCUCGUUUGAACGCAGCUCUUCUCGAACAGAAAGACGACGGAGACGAAACCAGCGAAUGGGGGAGCGAAUAUGGUGGAGGGGAGUCGAUAUCGACCAUGGGCGACGUGGCGCUCAUGCCGGCAUUCGACGAAGACGACACCGAUUACGAACACGAAAACUCCGAAAACAACGGCGACGAAAUAGACACCACGGAAUUCUAUGACACGAUAGAAAGCCUUCCUCUGGGUGAAACGAUUCUAGGCGAUCUUUCCUCCACCAGCUCCCACAACAUCCUGCUCAGUGCCAUUGAUGCCUUUUGUCCGUGCUGGAUCGAGAUGUUUUCCAAGCGUGGAAAGUAUGAAACACUGUACGCAUUUUGUGGGACAAAAUCUACAUCGAAGGCCCUAUUCCGGUCGGAGGAGAUGGCGGAGCGAUUCUUUCGGGGCGAGCGAGACGAAGAUGCCCGGGUCGACGAUCGGUUUUCCCAUCGAAUCUCAACACUUGAGCGCACCCGACGGAUCCUCGGAUGGAAGUAUGCGGAAGCCCACACCACGGAGCGAGACCAAAAGGACCACCAGGAAAGGCUGCAAAAGUUUCACAAACUGCAGUGUCGGUUCGAUGCGGCCUUUCUAAAGCGGAAGGAACCCAGCACAACGAAGGUAACGGGCACCAAAUCGGGAUUUGUGGCUCGUGCCCUCAGCGAUCGGCACUGGAAAGAAGAGAGAAUGGUCCUCUGCAACAACAGCGAAGACAUUCUCUUCCACCACGCGGAAGGAUCCAAGAUCCAUUUUCGAAUCUCGUUGGAGAGCGUCAUCAACGUUUCUACUCCAGCAAAGGACAGCGAGCUUGUUCCAUUGCCUACGUACCAUUACCUAAUGAUUGAAUCAUUUGUUCAUGUUACGUAUCUCAUGUUUCGUUCGAAGCAGGAACGAGAUUCGUGGCUCGAUACACUGCGUACAAUACUAGAGGAUCGCCGAUCGACACAGUCGUUUACAAACGAGCUCUUCGUGUACGACGAUCCCGUCCAAGAAUUUUUGACGAAGUCCACCAUGUGGAAUUCACAGAAACGAAAAAUUCUAAAUUGCCGACGGUGUAGCUUUCGGACUCGCCGUUCGACGACCCCGAAAGAGACCCUGCAUCUUGCAGAGCGAGCACUGGCCAAGGUGUUGUCGCUGAAGCCCAAAGGAGCGAGCGAUUCGGACCUUUGCGAAUUCCUGGAUUGCGCAUCAGCGCUCAAAGAAGCAGACGCGUAUUCUCUGAACGAGGAAGAAAAAUGCGCAUUCUUCUUGAAUAUUUAUCACACGAUGAUUAUGCAUUCGUACAUCAUUUUUGGUCCACCGGUCUCUGGUACUGAAUGGGUGUCCUAUUUCAACAACAUUGCCUAUCAGUGUUCCGACGACAUUUUCUCCAUAGCCGAAUUAGAACACAACGUAAUUCGGGCAAAAAUGUCGUACCCAUCGAAUUUCUUAUCACGGUUUGUCCUCCCGAAGUCCCAGUAUCAUUUUGCGUUGGUACGGCCAGAUUUCCGGCUCAACUUUGCCCUAAAUCCGGGAUCAUUGAGUAUACCGACCUCUUCCGUUCCGUUAUACAAGGCUGCGACUUUAAAUCAACAGUUGAACAAAACUACGGAGGAGUACCUUGGUUACACUGCUCACGUGAAACAGAAAGGCAAAACCGAUGUCCAGAUCACACUGCCCCGCGUGUGUCAGUGGUUCGCAGAGGAUUUUGGUCCAAACGGUUCGGCCAGCGAUGUGAUGUUUGCGAUCGAGCCCUAUCUUAGCAACGAAAAGAGGGAAGUACUUCGAUUGAUUUGGAAUUCCAAGAAGAAGACUUACGACAUUAGUAUCUUUGGCAUGAAAUAUCUGUCAUUUAGUUAUGAAUGCAGAUUUUUAACUGCUUCUUCGAAUUAAUCCAUUAGGCAAUUACUGAAUCAGCAAGUAUUUUUGUGUUAAAAUCAGUAUAAAAGCAUGAUGCCAUU
Molecule: messenger RNA, 3622 nt
Organism: Pseudo-nitzschia multistriata
Lineage: Eukaryota; Bacillariophyta; Bacillariophyceae; Bacillariales; Bacillariaceae
Source: the annotation of a GenBank genome assembly